AUGAUGCUCAAAGUGUAUAUUCUUGGCCUGUUGAUCAUGGCAUCUACUAUGGUGUUGGCUGUGCCACUCCAAAAGCGAGGUCUCAAGAGCUGUUACAAGCAUGCCAAGCUCACACAGUAUUGGAUCCCUAAAGAAGGAGACACCGAUAUGACCAAUGAUGGUGAUUCGGUCAAGCUAUCAGGUCCCAAAACCAAAAAACUCAAGACCAAGAGCGGCAAGGUGAUUGCCAAGGUAUCCAAGGCUACGUUUAAAAAGUUCCAAAUGGAAGGCACCGGCUUGCUCGAGGAUGGUGACAUGGUGAAUUUGGACGAUGGCAAAGACGAGUUUAUGAAGGUCGACCGUAAAAAGGAUCCUUAUGGUAUUGGCUCUGAUGAUGAUAUCAAGCUUGAUCCUUGGGUCAGUGUCGCUGCCAAUGAUCUCGAUGCAGGUACCACGCUCUAUAUCAAGCAACUUGAUGGUACCAAACUUCCUGAUGGCAAAGUCCACAAUGGCUGUGUACGUGUUGACGAUGAAGGCUGGAGCUUUGAAGACUGCCAGCUCGAUUUCUUUGUGCUUCAAUAUUCAGCAUACAAACAACUCGACAAGGCAUUACCAGAAAAAGUGCAUGUCGAAAAGAAGGAUUGCGAAGUCAAGGAUUACAUUACCGGCAAGGUCCAAAAGUGGGCUGUCUUAAAGGGAAAGGCCAAAGGAGUAAGCUCUUCAUCUUCAGACGACGACGACAACGAUGACGAUGAUGACGACGACGACGAUGACAAGAAAAAGAAGCAUCACCACCACAAACACCACGACAAGAAGAAAAAGAAACAUCAUCACCAUGACGACGACGACGAUGAUGAUGAUGACGAUCACCAUGACAAGAAAAAGAAGCACCAUCACCAUGACGACGAUGAUGAUGACGAUGAUAGCCACGACAAGAAGAAAAAGAAGCACCAUCACCAUCAUGAUGACGACGAUGACGAUGAUGAUGAUGAUUAA
Molecule: messenger RNA, 975 nt
Organism: Lichtheimia ornata
Lineage: Eukaryota; Fungi; Mucoromycota; Mucoromycetes; Mucorales; Lichtheimiaceae
Exons: 2
Coding region: 1-975 (324 amino acids)
Source: RefSeq, a predicted model, not a curated record